This is a messenger RNA of Macrobrachium nipponense, 1150 nucleotides long. RefSeq lists its product as uncharacterized. Bases 110 to 1135 code for a protein of 341 amino acids. The record is from RefSeq and is a predicted model, not a curated record. Lineage: Eukaryota; Metazoa; Arthropoda; Malacostraca; Decapoda; Palaemonidae. The transcript has a single exon.
UGCAAGAUUGUAUCAUAUAUAUUUUCAGUAUAAUGGAACUCCAUCUGUGCUUAGAGCUUUGAGCAAGCAUUGCCCUAGUUUGGAAUCUCUUUCUUUUUUGGAACCGCGUAUGGAAGUAUCAAUUUUAGAAAAAGAUAUAUUACCAAUUCUCUUUGGAGUUCCAGCUUCUGCUGUUCAUAGGACUAGUUCUUUAAUCUGCAGAUUUGGUGAAGAUGAACAUUUUAGAAGUCAGUUUCAGGUGCAAUAUCCUAAUCUCAGAAAGUUAAAUUUAGAUGAACUUUAUUUUGAAGAGGAUCUUCUUCAUGAUGUCUAUACAUUGGUAAUGGUAUUGCAUCCUAAACUCACAUGUUUUGGCAAGUACACUGGGCUGACUAAAAAAAUGUUGUCAAAAUUUAGACGACUUUGGGCAGAAAAUAAUGGUGGAUCAUACUCAAAUAUAGAGCUGUUUUUGACAAAAGCAAAAUUUGUUGACAGUGUGUUUGAUUCUCACAGUGAUACUGAAAUAGAGCUAAAAUACCUUGAAAGCAUUGUGUCAAUGUUCAAGUCAUUGAAGUCAAUUGAAGUGCAAAAGGACAACUUACUAGAAAAAGAUAUCGGCAAGUUUUGCCAAAUGUUUGCUCAUCAGGUUGAGGCUUUUUCACUUAGUGUGUUGCCAAUAAGUCAUAUAUCAGCUUUGAACAAUAUUAAACAUCUGCGCUUAACAUUUGCCCAGCGAUAUUCAUUUGACCAGGUUCAUUUUAUAUUGGAUAACUGUGCACAACUGCAAACUUUAAGUGUACAUGGUGUACUAGUGGAACAUUCUCCACAUCCAUUACCUGUUCAGAAUAAUGUUGGAAUGCUGCAUAACGAUCAGCAUAUUCUUGAAAAUCUUUUGGUUGAAGAAUUAGCAAAUCAAAUUCAAGACAUCCAGGCAUUUAUUGAAGAACCCGAAGGAAAUAAUCACUUUCAUGGCUUGAAUCUUGGUGCUGGUGUGCGACAUCCUCCAUCUUUGAGACCUAGAUCAACGUAUAAGCAGUCUAAAUCCCACUUGAAACUGACGACUUUACGAAUUGCAUCAUUGCUGGAGGCUGAAGAACAGCCUUCUGAGGUAAAUAUUGACAGGCCAUUUUGUGCCCGGAUUUCAGUUGACACAUGAGAUUUGCUAUUGAAG